Messenger RNA from Cimex lectularius (bed bug), 4867 nucleotides. RefSeq names its product sodium/calcium exchanger 1 (gene Calx). Bases 81 to 2663 code for a protein of 860 amino acids. The transcript is spliced from 8 exons. Gene Ontology annotation, biological process: sodium ion transmembrane transport; calcium ion import across plasma membrane; cell communication. NCBI's taxonomy places the organism in Eukaryota, Metazoa, Arthropoda, Insecta, Hemiptera, Cimicidae. The record is from RefSeq and is a predicted model, not a curated record. Gene Ontology annotation, molecular function: calcium:sodium antiporter activity. Gene Ontology annotation, cellular component: postsynapse; axon; sarcolemma.
GGAUGGCGGUGCAAGAGUGGUUUAGUGUCGGGCCGGCCACCGUCUGAUGAACAUGCGAGUGUAGUCGUGGCUUGGGAAGGAUGUGGUUCGUCGUAUUGUCAUUCGCCGCAGGAGCGGCAACCGUCACCGCCUCCGAUGUGGAUUCAAACGAGACCGGCCAGUGCCAGGAGGGUCUCAUCGUACCGUUGUGGGAGCCGACUACCAAUCUCACGACCAGCGACAGGAUCUUCCGUGGAAGUGUUUACUUUUUCGCUCUUAUGUACCUUUUCCUCGGUGUGUCUAUCAUUUCUGACAGGUUCAUGUCGGCUAUCGAAGUGAUAACGUCUCAAGAGAAAAAAGUGAGUAUCAAAUCUAAAGGUGAAAGAAAAACUAUGCUGGUUCGUGUGUGGAACGAGACGGUAGCGAAUCUCACGCUUAUGGCACUCGGCUCUUCUGCACCGGAGAUCAUGUUGUCUGUCAUCGAAAUCUGGGCGAAGAAUUUUCAAGCGGGGGACCUGGGCCCGGGCACGAUUGUCGGUUCCGCUGCUUACAAUCUCUUCGUCAUCAUAGCCAUAUGUGUUUCCGUCAUACCAAACGGUGAAUCCAGAACUAUAAAACACUUGAGCGUGUUUUUCGUCACUGCGACUUGGUCCAUAUUCGCCUACAUCUGGCUUUACGUGAUCCUCGCCGUGUCUUCUAAAGGGGUGGUCGAUGUGUGGGAAGGUCUUCUCACUUUCAUCUUCUUCCCUCUCACCGUCCUCACCGCGUUUAUAGCCGACAAGAAGAUACCCAUACACAAGAUCCCGUUGAAGUUGAUCAGACGGUUCAAAAGCCACAGCGCCGUCGGGGCGGUGGAAAGUGUCGACAUGGAGCUAUCUAAGUCCGACUACGACGAUUUCGAAGAGAUGCUCGAGAACGCCCGACAGCAGUCCGCCACCUUGCUCAAGGAUUUGAGGAAGGAGUUCCCUGACAAGUCCAUGGCGGAAUUGAAAACUUUGGCCAAAGAAAAAAUGGAACAGUCCGGGCCGAAAAGCAGGGCCUUUUACAGGAUUCAAGCGACUCGGAGCAUCACCGGAGGGAGCAUUUCCCAAAGGGGGGUGAAAGAGCCGACACCCGUCGAAGAGAAGAUCAGCAUCGCCGAAGUCAAAGACGACAACACCUACGUCAGAUUCGAAAAAGAAGAGCACACUGUACUGGAAAACAUCGGCACGUUCGUCGUGAAGAUAGUACUCGACGGUCCUCCGUUGACGGUACCGCUCAUGGUCGACUAUCAGUCCGAAGACGGUUCGGCCCAAGCCGGUUCCGACUACAUGGCCGUGUCCGGUACUCUCAUUUUCAAACCCGGCCAGAAGGAGCAACUUUUCAAGAUCAAAAUCAUCGACGACGACGUGUUCGAGGAGGACGAACACUUUUUCGUCCGUCUCUCCAACGUCCGGGUUCAAGGAGCCAAAGCGAACGGCCUCAACACCACCUUCAAACUCGGCGAGCCGUCUGUCACGAAAAUAAACAUAUUAGACGACGACCACAGUGGUGUUUUCGGUUUCCCAGAAGCAAGUGUCGAAGUUUCUGAAUCGGUCGGGGUCUACGAAAUUGUCGUUGAGAGAAAAACGGGAGCCAGAGGCAGAGUCAAAGUCCCAUACUACACAGAAGACGGAACGGCCAAAGCCGGCAAAGACUACAUCGACUUGAAAGGGACUCUCUUGUUCGACAACAAUGAAUCAAGGAAAAUUAUUCCGCUGAGGGUGAUAUCGGAAAAUUCGUACGAACGUAACUCCACGCUGACAGUUCACCUCAGCAAGCCUGUUAUUGAAACAAGCACGAAUCCGCUACGUAGUUCAUUCAGAGGUCAUCAGAGUCCCAAUGCAGAAAAAGUUGCCCUAGAAGGAUUACCAGUUCUCGGAGAAGUAUCUGUUCUGCAUAUCACCAUAAAAGAAAGUCUCGAAUUUAAGGAUACAGUUGAUAUGUUGGUUGAAACUAGGGCUUCCCCUUUCAUUGUGGGUACAACUUCCUGGGGUGAACAAUUCGCUGAUGCAAUAAAAGUAAAAGGAGGGGAUGACGAUGAUGGCGAGCCCCCUAGUUGUUUUGACUACUUCCUGCACGUCCUAACUAUCUUUUGGAAGAUUUUAUUCGCAUUUGUACCACCUACAGAAAUGCUGCAUGGGUGGCUAUGUUUCUGGGUAUCAAUUCUAUGGAUAGGUGUAUUGACUGCAACAAUUGGAGACGUAGCGUCAGCAUUCGGCUGCACUGUAGGAAUUGAAGAUCAAGUGACUGCUAUAUCCCUUGUUGCGUUAGGCACAAGUUUACCAGAUACAUUUGCAAGCAAAGUUUCUGCAAUUCAAGACUCGACUGCGGAUAAUUCAAUAGGAAAUGUUACAGGAAGCAAUGCUGUUAAUGUAUUUUUAGGAAUUGGAAUUGCUUGGUCGAUCGCUGCUAUAUAUCAUUCGUUCCAUGGAAAUGCUUUUAUUGUACCACCAGGAAACCUUGCAUUUUCAGUGACGAUAUUUUGUACAGAAGCAUUGAUCGCAAUCACAAUAAUAGUGAUGAGAAGAUGCAAAUUUAUUGGAGGAGAACUUGGUGGUGCGACAAUACCAAAAUACUUAACAUCCCUGUUUUUCUUCUCACUCUGGGUUUUCUACGUUGUCAUGUCAACACUCGAAGUUUAUCAUGUUAUCGAAGGAUUCUAAGAGCCGGAGAAAAAUAAAAUCUGAUCUUGCUGUGUCCAUUAUGGCUCUAUGUUCAUUUGCCUGGAUAAAAAGCUUAACAGGUUGUGAUAAAAGAACGAAAUAGUGAUAAAGCAAAAGCAGAACCGUUUGCUGGACAUAUUCCUCAAAGUAUUUAUGAACAUUAAAACAUUUAGUUUGUACGCAGUUUGAAAAUACUUGCAUUGAUGUCACAAAUAAUUAUCUCUCUUUUUUUUUUUUUUUUUUUUUUUUUUCAAAGAAGUUAUCAACUCCCUACUUCAUAAUUUCACUAAAUGAUCUUAUUUAUAAUUAUUAUUUAAUAUUAUUUAUAAUUAUUAUUUAACUCACCACCAGGUGAAAAUAUGAAAGACGGGGAUUUCCAUUUAUGAAUGCAUCACUUACGGGUAGUUCAAAAAUCAAAUAUGUAUUGGGACCAUUGAAUAAACAAAAUAGAAUGGUAUAGUAGAAAAAUGAAAUGUUACAUUUUUAAACAUUGUGAUGUAAAAAAUAAUUGGUUCAACUAAAUCAAAUCUUGACCCCUUCCUCUACUCAAAAAACAAGGGAAAAACACAAUUCGUACAUUUUUUUCAAUUUUAUGUUCAAAAUUGAGGUGUUUUAUUUUUACAGAUUUGAAUACAACUUCAUUCAUUAAAAAUUAUGUUACAAAUGUUACUUAUGACUUUCGUCUUCUACCACUGUUAAUUUAUUAAUAAUUUUGUUUUGUACAGUUGCCUAGUUCCUAACAUUUAUUAAUGUGGAAAGGGGAUGGAUUUGUUCAAAAUUAAUUGUAUUUAAUUAUAUAUUCAGCAUUUAUAUAGCCAUUUGGCAGCCUUUUUUUAAUUGUUGUUAAGUAUAUCCACAAAAAUAGCUAUAAAUGAACAAAAUCUUUGCAUAGCAGAAAAAAAAUCUGCUAUUCAUUCCAUAAAAAUGACAACUGAUUAAAAAAUAUAUUUAAAAAAAACAACCUAAGUUAUUGUUAUUUUUAUUUUGUUUUAUUUUUUACACAAAUGUUUCAUAGUUCAAGUAGGUUAAAAUGUAAGUAGAUAUUUUGAAAUUGUUGGUAAUUUCAGAAUGGUAUUUCUAUAUACUCUUUAAGUUUCUAUUUACAAAAGUAUUAGGAUUGGUUAAUUGAUUACGAUACAGUAGAAUAUUAUUGUAAUCGAUACAAAUAUAAAUGAUACCUAUGUUGUGAGACCUAAGAGAGUAGGAUUGAACUAUUUUUGGAAUAUUGUGUACAGUUCUUUUCUUUUCUUUUGUUUUUUUGUAAAAAAAUGUAUAAAAAUAUAUACACAAAAAAAGUAAAUAAGUUAUAAAAAAGACAAGUUGCUGGAAAAGUUGUAACGUGUAUACAAUAUGAGAACAUUAAUUCUUACAGUUAAAUAAAUUUUUGUGUUGUACGGUGUGUAAUGCUAUCGGUAGUCAUGCUUUUUGUACCCACGAAAUUUAAAUAUUGAUACGUCAGUUUACUUAAAAUAUAUACAAAAAUAAGAUUGUUAAACAUUACAUGAGGAUGCGUUAUAAUAAUAGUCAAUGUAUUCAUGAUAAUAUAUUAGAAAAAUAAUUAGUAUUGAGCCAUGUUUUGAGGGAAUUAUAUAUGUGUAAAUGUUAAUGUCAUAAAAUUUAAAUAAUCUAUUUUAUUGCAAAUCAUGUGAUUAAAUUAUAAUUUGUAAGCAUUUAAUCGAUUUGAUCAUUUAAAUUAUUGAAAUUUACGAUACGAGAAAUCACUAUUUAGCUACUUCUAAAUAGUAGCUUUAAUACAUAGAUAAAGUUGUUUAAGAAAGUGAAUACUUCCCUUGUACAUAUUUUAGUUCUGUAAUCAAAAACUUCAAAACUACUUAAUCAACUUUAAAUUGAUUCAUGAGAGAGAGAAAUAUUAGCGUUUGUAUAUUGUAUUAUAUACAAUUGUAUUUUUUUGUGUAUAAAAAUUGCCUUCUUAAGAGGGUGCACAAUGUACUCUUCCAACAGCCUUCCAGAAAUAUAUCAAACUUUUGGAUAAUUGCUGUAGUUCUAUUUCCUUACUGUUAUGAGUAAAAUAUCAAUUUGUUAAAUUUCAAAAACCUAAAUACAAUGAAUAAUCCUAAUGCUUGUAAAAUAAGCCUAUAGUGCAUAGUGUUUUUUGUUUGUUUUUUUAUUGGUAAAUUCAAUGAAAAUUUCAGGUACUUGUAUACAAAUUUAAUCAGCAAUAUAUGAACCAUUUUGUUCCACUA